UGGAUAGCGUAGAGCUUAUUCAUAGCUCUCAUAUACAUUAAACUCCCUCCCUGAGACUUUGCUUCUUCAUUAAUUUAUUCUUAUAUCGACAAACAGCUUUCGUAUCAAAAGCUCUCCGACAGAAAUAUCAACACAUACCUUUCUCGCCACACUAAACACCACAAAAUCAUUCCAAAAUGUUUUCACUGCCACAACUAGUUUUGAGGGUUCUCCAAUUUCUCUGCGUCCUCAUUGCCCUCGCUCUCGUCGCUUCGGCCAUAGAUGACCAAUUUUUCGGCAACUCAAGUGUGAACUGGGCCAUGUUUGUCGCCGUUUUCUCAAUGAUUGUCGUUUUCUAUGGAAUGGCAGCCGCAUUCGUAGAGUCGCUCGCACAGCCCAUGAUCUUGGGUGCCAUGGACGGUCUUGCUACCCUUUUCAACUUCAUUGCUGGUGUUGUUCUUGCCGCCAGACUCGGUGUACGCAGCUGCAGUAACAAAGGCUAUCUGCUCAGCAAUAGCUUGACACAGGGAAUGGCAGAAAGAUGCCGGUUGCUCCAGGCUGCCACCGCAUUUUUCUGGUUCGCUUUUGCCUUGUUCGCUGCGUCCAUCGCUAUGGAUUUCAUCGGUGGAGGUUCCAGCAUGGCUCGUCGUAGCAAUGUUCGCAAAAGUGGACCAACCAUGUCCCAAGUCUAAGCAACGAAUUGGCAAACAAUGGAUCAAGUGGCAACGAAAGCUUACUAUUUGCGGUCAGGGCAAUAGGAUAUCAGGUAGGGCGGAAUGCCCAUUUUGAAUUGCGUUCAAGCGCAAGGCUAUGUAAACGAUCUUUAUGUCUUCACGAUUUUGACAUAGGAAAGGCAGAAGGGAUUUUGGACGCCAUCUUUUGAUGUGUACAAUAUGUUCGGGAAUAUGGACUUAAUAAUACCAUACUUAAUAAUAAAUAAAUGUAUUCGAUGUCUUCU
Messenger RNA from Botrytis fragariae, 937 nucleotides. Its product is annotated as putative non-classical export protein 2 protein. The record is from RefSeq and is a predicted model, not a curated record. Bases 177 to 671 code for a protein of 164 amino acids. The transcript has 3 exons. Gene Ontology annotation, biological process: protein localization to plasma membrane; eisosome assembly. Gene Ontology annotation, cellular component: plasma membrane; eisosome. Lineage: Eukaryota; Fungi; Ascomycota; Leotiomycetes; Helotiales; Sclerotiniaceae.